UCUUCAUCUAUGUAAAUAGCGUUAAGAGUACCACUGAUCUCUGAGUCUCCGAUUAGUCUUAAAAAGGAACAGUGAUAUUGUUUAGACAAAACUGUAGAAAAUGGCGGAAGAGCAGACAGUUCAAAUCCCAAAGGUGAAUCUUGGAACUCAAGGAUUUCAGGUCUCAAAGUUAGGGUUUGGAUGCAUGGGACUAACUGGAAUGUACAAUACUCCUGUUUCUGAUGAUGUUGGAAUCUCAAUCAUCAAAGAAGCUUUUAGUAAAGGAAUCACAUUCUUUGACACAGCUGAUACAUAUGGAGCCCAUGCUAAUGAAGUCCUGGUUGGAAAGGCAUUGAAGCAAUUGCCUCGAGAAAAGAUCCAGCUAGCAACAAAAUUUGGUAUUGUAAGCAUGGGGCCAACUGGAGUGGUAGUUAAUGGUACUCCUGAAUAUGUUCGUGCCUGUUGUGAGGGAAGCCUGAAGCGUCUGGAUGUGGAGUAUAUUGAUCUCUAUUAUCAACAUCGGGUGGACACAUCAACACCUAUUGAGGACACUAUGGGGGAACUCAAGAAGUUGGUGGAAGAAGGAAAAGUAAAAUACAUUGGGUUAUCUGAAGCAAGUCCUGAAACAAUUAGGAGGGCACAUGCAGUUCAUCCUAUCACUGCUUUACAAAUGGAAUGGUCUCUGUGGACACGCGACAUUGAGGAAGAGAUAAUCCCACUUUGCAGGGAACUUGGUAUUGGGGUUGUGCCUUACAGUCCUCUUGGUCGUGGCUUUUUUGGUGGCAAGGCAGUUGCUGAAAAGCUACCUGAAAACAGUUUCUUGGCCUCACAUCCUAGGUUCACAGGAGAGAACUUAGAUAGGAACAAAAUGCUUUACGAAAGGAUGGAGAACUUGGCUGCAAAUUAUGGAUGCACCCCUGCUCAACUAGCACUAGCAUGGAUUCUCCAUCAAGGAGAUUAUGUGGUCCCUAUCCCAGGGACAACCAAAAUUAAAAACCUUGAUAAUAAUAUUGGCUCAUUGAAGGUGAAGCUGACUGAGGAAGAUUUGAAAGAGAUUUCUGAUGCUGUACCUAUCGAUGUGGUAGCGGGUUCUAGAACCGCUGAUAUUUUUCUGCAGUGCUCAUGGAAGUUUGCAAAUACACCCCCAAAGGAUUCCUAGGUCUCAACUAAAUAGUCUUCAUGGUUUGGUCCAUAGUACUUGAACCAUACAAAAUUUAGUGUGUUUUAAAAUGGUUGACGGUAAUAAAUCUGGUAAUCUCUUAGGGCUUGUUUUUGGCCUUUUUCUCCUGGGCUGGCUUUCUUUGGGUAGUGUUUUUUUUCCCUUGAUUAGCCAGAAGGAAGGCUUUGUCUGUUGUAUUUAUUUUCUCUUUUGUUUAAUAUAUUUUCCGUUUAUCCAAAAAAAAAUCUGUUAAAAGCGUGUAUUGUGGGGAGUGUUCCACUGUGUACUGUAAGAUCAUGUCUGAGUUAUAGUUUGUUGUUAUGUCUAUUUAGUUAUUUACUACUACUACUACUGUGUUUAGAGUUAGGGAGUUCUUUACAUUCGUUGUUAUUAGUCAUUGUACUUUAUCUUUGGCUCUUAGUAAACCUUAUACUAAGAAUUUCAAAAAUAAUUCGAAAGUGACAUAUUAUUAUGUUA
Macadamia integrifolia is the source of this 1615-nucleotide messenger RNA. Its product is annotated as probable aldo-keto reductase 1. The transcript has 7 exons. The record is from RefSeq and is a predicted model, not a curated record. Gene Ontology annotation, cellular component: cytoplasm. NCBI's taxonomy places the organism in Eukaryota, Viridiplantae, Streptophyta, Magnoliopsida, Proteales, Proteaceae. The coding region runs from base 101 to 1138 and encodes 345 amino acids.